Molecule: messenger RNA, 996 nt
Organism: Ylistrum balloti
Lineage: Eukaryota; Metazoa; Mollusca; Bivalvia; Pectinida; Pectinidae
Exons: 3
Coding region: 43-996 (317 amino acids)
Source: RefSeq, a predicted model, not a curated record
UGCAGACACACGGUUAUUAGAAGAAGGUUUUAGAUAUCGAAGAUGAGUUCCAAACCCCAACACAGCAGUUACCGCAUCCUGCUGAUGCUGCUGACGUGUUUCUUUUUUAUUGUGACCUUUGUCAUCAACUAUCUGGCCGUCGGUGAUAUUGGUAUAUCUAUCGGUCUCUACGAGAGCACUACUGCCAACAUAUCGGAUUAUUUCUACCUGGAGAUAACUCCUGCUGGUUGGACAUUCUCAAUAUGGGGUUUUAUCUACACUUGGCAAAUUAUCUGGCUUGUUUACGGACUUUCUACUAUCUGUCGAAAGUCAAACAGUGGUGUGUACAUUUAUCAACUUCCGGUCAUGCCAUCUACAAUCUAUAUUACUUACAUUCUCAAUCUUUGUUUCAACGUUGCCUGGAUGAUGCUAUUUGACCGAAAGUACAUAAACAUUUCUCUUCCGACUGCCGCGAUCAUGGCAUUGACAUUGUUCGUUAUACUUAUCAUUUCCUGCCGGGCAGUACACAAUAAUCUCAGUGUCUUGAUUAAGGAUGGCGCGGGUAAGGAAGCAUGGUUCAUACGUUUUUUCCUUCAAAACGGAAUAGCAUUUUAUGCCACUUGGGUCACUGUUGCGACCCAUCUCAAUCUUGCUAUGGUGAUGCACUACAGUGGAGGAGUAGCCAAUGACAUCGCCUGUACCACUGCACUCGGCAUGCUGAUAUUUUUCGUAAUCUUGUGGUUCCUGACAGAGAUCACCCUUCUUGACAACUACACAAGAUACCUGUUCAGCCCUUACAUCGUCCUCGUCAUAGCCCUAUCAGGUUCGUUGGCAAAAAAUUUUGACCUUGACCUUCGGUACCGGAACUCGAUUACAUCUUUUAUUCUAUUAGGCAUCAGUGGGUUGUUCUUGAUUUUGAAACUGAUUAUAAUCCUUGUUCGUCACAACCGCGCGCCUUUAUCUGCAAGUGGCCAUACGCCCACGAGUUCAGAAAAAUCAUUCAAGUUGGAAGCUUAA